Molecule: messenger RNA, 2079 nt
Organism: Podarcis raffonei (Aeolian wall lizard)
Lineage: Eukaryota; Metazoa; Chordata; Lepidosauria; Squamata; Lacertidae
Product: vomeronasal type-2 receptor 26-like
Exons: 7
Coding region: 1-2079 (692 amino acids)
Biological process (GO): G protein-coupled receptor signaling pathway
Cellular component (GO): membrane
Molecular function (GO): G protein-coupled receptor activity
Source: RefSeq, a predicted model, not a curated record
AUGGCCAGAAAAAGUGAGAGGAUCAUAUAUGACGAUCCCCUCCCUAUUCCUCAUGAAUUUUACCAGCCAGGAGGCAUUGUCAUUGGUGAGAUUGUUUCUCAAGUCUUUUUCCUCUCUAAUACGCUCUCUUUCAUGGAACAGCCUGCCCAGAUCACGAUUGACACACCUAUAUCAGUGCCAAAGAACUACCAGCACGUUCUGGCCUUAGCAUUUGCUGUCAAAGAAAUCAACGAGAAUCCCAACGUCUUAUCCAAUAUCUCUCUGGGGUUUCGUAUCCUCAAUAGCUACUACACUGCAAGGAUGACCUAUAAGGCCACCCUCAGCCUGCUCUCCACAGAACAUAGGUUUAUCCCCAACUUCAAAUGUGACAACCAAAACAAUCUGAUAGCUCUCAUUGGGGGAUGUAUCUCUGAAGUCUCUGCCAACGUGGCCAUCAUUUCAGCAAUCCACAAGACUCCACAGCUGACUUAUGGAUCAUUUCUGCCACUAAAAGGUGUCAAAAAGUUCUUCCCAUUUUUGUAUCAGAUGGUCCCAAAUGAAGCCCACCAGUACACAGGGAUUGUGCGAUUACUUCAGCAUUUUAAGUGGACAUGGAUUGGGCUUUGGGCUGUGGAAGAUGACAGAGGGGACAGGUUUUUAAAGACAAUGGUCCCAAUCCUUUCCCCUAAUGGCAUCUGUUAUGCCUAUAUAGUAAGAAUACCAAAAUGGAAUUAUGUGGAUGAGAUGAUAGACUUUGCUUUACAGCAUUUAGGAACCUAUGCAAUGGUCUUUGAGGAAAACCCAACUGUGUUCAUUGUUUAUGGAGAACCUCCAUCCUUUCAGGUUCAUCAUUAUCUGAGGAGCAUCAUAUUCAAUAAUAGUGCUGCUGAGAAUGUGCACUUUGAUGAAAAUGGAGAAUUGGUUGCAGGUUUUGAUAUUACAAACUGGCUGAUGUUCCCCAAUGGUUCAGUGGUUAGAGUAACGAUUGGAAGAUUAGAACCUCGGGCUCUUCCAGGCAAAGAGUUUACCAUUUAUGAAGACCAGAUUGUGUGGCAUCCACAUUUUAAUCAGGUGCUGCCCCUUUCUGUGUGCAAUGAGAACUGCUAUCCUGGCUACAGCAGGAAAAAGAAGGAGGGAGAGAAAUUUUGCUGUUAUGACUGUGCUCCAUGUCCAGAAGGAAUGAUAUCUGGUCAGAAGGAUAUGGAUGCCUGUGUCAAAUGUCCAGAAGACCAAUAUCCAAACAAGGACCAAACUAGAUGCAUUGCUAAGGUUCUAAGUUACCUCUCUUACAAGGAAGAUUUAGGGGUCAUCUUAGCUACCUUGACUAUUGCUUUCUCAUUGAUCACAGUUUUAGUUCUUGGGAUUUUUAUCAAGCACAGGGAGACUCCAAUCGUUAAAGCCAACAACCGGACACUCACCUACAUCCUCCUCAUCUCCCUCCUCCUUUGCUUCUUCAGCUCCUUACUCUUCAUUGGAAAGCCUGGGAAAGCGAUCUGCCUCCUCCGACAAACAGCGUUUGGUACCAUAUUCUCUGUGGCCCUUUCCAGCAUUUUAGCAAAAACCAUCAUGGUGGUGAUGGCAUUUAUGGCAACCAAGCCAGGUUCUACAAUAAGAAAAUGGGUGGGGAGAAGACUGAAAAAUUCCAUCAUCCUUUCCUGUUCCUUUCUUCAAGUUGACAUAUGUACUCUUUGGCUAAGUACUUUCCCUCCAUUCCCAGACACAGACAUGCACUCAGUGAAUGAGGAGAUUAUACUGGAAUGUAAUGAAGGUUCCACUACCAUGUUUUAUUUGGUCUUGGGCUAUAUGGGUUUCCUAGCCAUUAUCAGCCUCGUGGUGGCUUUCCUUGCCAGGAAAUUACCUGACAGUUUCAAUGAAGCCAAAUUUAUCACUUUCAGCAUGUUGGUGUUUUGUAGUGUUUGGUUAUCCUUUGUUCCAACCUACCUGAGCACCAAAGGAAAAUACAUGGUGGCUGUGGAGAUCUUCUCCAUCUUGUCCUCCAGUUUUGGGUUACUGGCCUGCAUUUUUUCCCCUAAGUGCUACAUCAUUCUUCUGCGACCUGAGCUGAACAACAGGGAGCAACUAGUAAGGAAAAUAAAAUGA